GACACAGGAUAUGUCAGUGACUUUGCACGACAAAGCGCUCUCCGAGGGCAUGGAAUGUCUAAUUUUUUGGUCAGAAUCUCGACAGUAAUGUCUAUGUUAGAUUCUCCGGUCGAAAUACGGGAAAACCCCAUGAAAUUUUCGAUGGAAACGGAGUUUUGCGAAUUCUCCCCGGAACUGGAAGAUCAUUUCGAGAUCUUCGAGCAUAUUCGAGGGUUCAAUGUGACUAUUGUCACUUCGGCAAACACAAAAGAUGAGACUUUACCACCGUGGAGCGGCUUUUUGCUAAAAGAUGAGGGAGAAACUAAGUAAGAUGUCGGAGAAGCGAAAUAUACGAGAUCACAAACGUAGAUUGCUCGCGGCUAAAUAUGAAUUGAGACGAAAGCUUUAUAAAGCCUUUUGUAAAGAUCCCGAUCUUCCGUCUGAUAUGCGGGACAAACAUCGUUAUAAGUUGUCCAAGUUGCCAAGAAAUAGUUCCUUUGCACGAGUAAGAAACCGAUGUAUUUCCACGGGUCGCCCUCGUUCCGUAGUUGAGUUCUUUCGCAUUUCUCGUAUCGUUUUUCGUGGAUUAGCAUCUCGAGGUCCUUUGAUGGGCAUAAAGAAAUCGUCUUGGUAGCAACCACCAAACCAAUAGAACAAAGGUUAGCUCUGCAGCUGGUCCACAAGCAAGGGUUGUAGGUCCAUUACCGUCCGGCUCCGGACCGAAAAGACCUAACGGAGUCAUCCCAACUCUCGGAUCGGAGAUGCUAACGAGACGGGAAUCGAAGUGGGGGACCUCUCUACCGCACCUGUCUCCCCAGACAUAGACUACAGGGUAGUACUCUUGGAAAGAUAGAAGAUCACCGCGUGAACAACAUCUAAAGUUACGAAUGUCACUCCCGAGGGAUCGACCACUAUUAUAAUAUAUUUUUUUAGAGAACUCUUGUUCAUGUUCACGCCGGAGUGCUGAGGUUGUUCCCACCAUUGAAGUCAGAGUCUGGGUGUGGGCCCGCUUACUAAUACUUACUAAUAGGGUUCCGAAUGAAAAAGACCAAAAAGUGCUUCGUUUCGUUGGUAGAACCAACGCCAAUAUCAUAUUGACUCUCUCUCGUCCAAUAAGAGUUUCCGAGAGUGACUUUCAACACUGAAAAUUCUCUCCUUUCCAAAGCUCCACAAGGCAGGCAAAAAGAAAGAGUAAUAGGACAACAAGCAAUGUUGCUUUCAUUUUAGUUCUUUCUUUGUUGAGAUUGAAAUCGACCUUCUUUUGAAAAGGGGUAGGUAGUUUGCACGCAGGCAAAACUUCUUCAUGAAAGGAGUUCCUUACUUAUCUUUCAUAGGUUUCUUAAUGACUAGUCCUUCGUUUGAAGCCUUAAGAAACCGGCAGUUUUUUUUUCCGAAUGACGUUCUUUUGAGAAUCAAUAAACCGAAAAAUCCGUAGCCCAGGUGAUUCACUGCCUCCCUCUCGCUAAAAUGGGAUGAAUCUUCUCAUGCAGCUUUUUGAUUAUUCAGGGCGCUGCGAAGCCAAUUUCCAUCAAGGCAAGGGGGUAAAUAA
Messenger RNA from Elaeis guineensis (African oil palm), 1528 nucleotides. The record is from RefSeq and is a predicted model, not a curated record. Lineage: Eukaryota; Viridiplantae; Streptophyta; Magnoliopsida; Arecales; Arecaceae.